GUCUUAAUGUGACAGAAUGAAAGUCUACUAUAUGCAACCGGAUUGUGUGUCACUUAACAAGAUUACAGGAUAGUUUUGAUACAAUUGGCACCCACGUAAAGAAGGUAAGAGGAGCUGGGGAGAUUUGUCCAUACAAAGGCUUUUUGUUCCCAGCCAACGGUAGAGGUGCAAUAGGAGCAGCUUGGAUAACUGGAGAUGGGGAGAUGAACCUUUUGUGACAUUUUCAAUGGACACUUUGCUAGGCCUGCGUCCUGUUUUGGUUUGCCUCUCUUUACGCUCAGUUUGUGUGACACUUUGAGCAAAAAUGGACAGUGUAAGUAAUAACUCAGUGGAACAGGGAAAGCAGCCUGCUAGUUCCUUACUGAAUGUCUGCAGCAGUUUCUUCACCCAGGAUAGAUCUGCCUCCUCAGACUUGGAGUCAGCUGUGCUGAUAUCUUUCAAGGAUCUGUCAGAUGGUGAGAAUCCUCUUCCUGAAGAUUGUCAAGCUAACAGCGAGAACAAGCUAAAAGGGAGGGAUAAUGUGACUGCUUCCUGUGAUACGGGGCAGUGGGUGGAAUCACUGGAAACUUGCAAGGACUCUGGUGAACAAGUUAGAGGAACAGCUGGAGCCUCAGUUGACCCAGAUCUGGUCCAGGUCACCAAGGUGGAAACGUAUAGUGACACAGAAAAUGAGGACGAGGAGGCCUCCCACAGCAGCACCAGUCUGUCAGAGAAGCUUGCCAAGAUCAGGGAGCCCAUCCUACCUGAGGAGGAGAAUUAUGCAGUGGACCAUGGUGAAGGAGAUGAGAUACAACAUUCCACAGAGGCAGAGACAGAGUACGAAGUGCCGAUUUUUAGAACACACAAAUUUAAGGGGAGAUCCCCCAUAGAAGCUAUUCUGUAUUCAGACAGGUUCAUUAACAGAACUAGCCUUAGGACAUCUCUCAUCUCUUCAGUUUCCAAACACACAGAUGUCUGCCCUGCCACGGAGAGCACCACCACAGUGUGUGCGGAUGACGACGCAUCGAAUGAAGAAGAGAAUAGUAGCAAAAAUGUGGAAACAGAAGAUGAGUAUGCUCGCAUAGAUUGUUCUCAAUCUGUUCCCUCCAUCAUUUCUGGACAUCUUGCUUUGGAGGCUUCAGGUCAUAAUGCUGCCACGGACUCUGCAUCAAAGCAAACGGAGAAUUUAGAUAGUACAAAAAAGGAGGAGACACAUGAGCAAAGGGCUGAGGCUGAGGACGGGACUGAAGAACCUCACUCCAGUCAGGUGUCCUCCUUUGUUCCCUCCAGCCCUAAAAAUCCUGAAGUGUCAGUCCAAUCAUCAUCUAGUCCAGAGGAGCAGACAGACACUGCUGGUAUUACAAAUUCAGGGUUUAAGAAACCCAUUUCACCAUCAUCUGCACCUGAGGAGCCCCUGGUUGACAUUCAGCCAAGUGCCAGUCCUUCUUCACAGUGCACAACUGAUCCAAAGACACCUGAAACGAAUACACCACCUGCAGUAUCAUCUCUUGCACCCUCCUCUACUUCCUCCACCUCAUCCCCAUCUAGGGGCAAGGCACUCUCUUUGCCUCCUUCCUUUCAGAUGCCGGCCCUCUUCAGUGGGUUGAGGGUGCUGAAGAAAGGAGCGGUGGGUGAAGACAGGGAGACGGUGUCAGAGAUCAAGCAGACGGAGAAGGAUGCAGACCUGGCCUUGCUCAGCCUGAAGAAGACGGUAAACAAAGCCAAGCUCUUCCCUGAGCAGAGGACAGCCUCUCCCCCUAAAAAACAUUCAGAGCCUAAACCUGCUGCAGAUACUAAAAGCACGGUAAUGGGACAGCUCAGUCAUCUGCUGAAGCCACACAGCCAACAUAAGACCAAACAGUCAAAUGAUGGCCAGGAUGCCGAUUAUAAACAUGGGGAGAAAGAGUCUGAGAAUGGAGAGGGGGUUGCGGGAGAUAAAACUGAAGGCCCAGUCAGUCCUACAUCCACACUUGAAAAAAAGAAAACCUCAGAUCUGGCCUAUGAAACCUUCAGGAGCAUCUUUGGUCCCAAAACUGUCAAAAAGGAUAAAACAGAAGAUGUGGAUCUGGAGUCAGUGAAAAAGAAAAUCAAGAACGACAAGGAAAAUCUGAGGUUGAUUUUUGAGAGAUCCUCCAAAUCUCCUGGGAAGGAAGUCAAAAGUCCCACAGAAGCUAAUACAGAGGUCACGUCCCCUGCAGAUAGUGAAGACCGGACUCCAGGGCGGCUGCAGGCCGUGUGGCCCCCCCCAAAACCUAAAGAUGAGGAGGAAAAGGUGGGGCUCAAGUACACCGAGGCAGAGCACCAGGCUGCCCUCUUGCAAUUGAAGAGAGAGUGCAAGGAGGAUCUGGAGAGGAUGCAUUCUGACUUUGAGCUUCAGAUCUUCCAACUGCGAGGUGAGCAUGCUGUCUCAAUAUCACACCUGGAGGGAAUCGUCGCGAAGAUGCAAAGAGACAAGUCGUACAACGCAGGUCAGGAGCAUCUUGAGGUCCGCGAUGCCGCUGUGUCCACUGCGGAUGACCCGACACCCAAGACCUGCCGCACCGUGGGUAUCCAGACAGAUAGGGAGACCUUCAUCAAGAGCCCCGAGGGGGACGGCGGCGGGCUCGCUCAAAGCCCCAACCAGAGCGUGCCGAAGAAACUCAACUUAGACGUAAUCGGUCUGAAUCUAAAAGGUGAAAUGGCCCCAGGGCCUCCUGGACCAGCCCCGCCACCUCCACCCCCUCCUCCUCCUCCUCCUCCUCCUCCCCCACCAGGCCUUUCAGGACCACCAGCCCCUCCCCCUUUACCAGGCAACACGGGAGCACCACCACCAGUCCCUCCACCACCUCCUCUCCCUGGAUGUGGCCAGCCACCACCCCCGCCUCCGCCUCCCCCUCCUGGUCUACCUGGAGCUGGUCCACCUCCUCCUCCCCCUCCUCCAGGCUCUGGCCCUCCACCUCCUCCCCCUAUGGGGGGGUUCGGUUUUGGCCAGAAAGUGGAGAAGGCCCCACGGAAGCCUGCCGUCGAGCCAGCCUGUCCCAUGAAGCCUCUGUACUGGACCCGGAUACAGAUACAGGACAAUAACAACAACACAUUGUGGGGUUCUCUGGAGGAACCGAACAUCGUCAACACCAAUGAGUUUGAGGAUCUUUUCUCUAAGGCCACGCUACAGCCAAAGAAGAAACCCCUGUCAGACACCUAUGAGAAGAAAACCAAAACUAAGAAGAUUAUCAAGCUGCUGGAUGGGAAGCGUUCACAAGCAGUUGGCAUCCUCAUAUCCAGCCUGCAUCUGGAGAUGAAGGACAUCCAGCAAGCUGUUCUUACUGUGGACAACUCUGUAGUGGAUUUGGAGACCAUUGAAGCUUUAUAUGAAAAUAGGGCCACCACUGAUGAGAUGGACAAGAUAAUGAGACAUUAUCAGAAUUCUAAAGAAGAAGAAGUCAAGCUGUUGGACAAACCUGAACAGUUUCUCUAUGAGCUCUCCCAGAUUCCUGACUUUGCGGGUCGGGCCCACUGCAUCAUCUUCCAGUCAGUCUUCCUCGAUACCAUCUCCUCCAUCCGUCGCAAGGUGGAGAUUAUCUCCAAUGUCUGCAAAGAGUUGCUAGAGUGCAACAGUUUGCGGGAAAUAAUAGGUCUUGUUCUGGCCUUCGGGAACUAUAUGAACGGAGGGAAUAGGACAAGAGGUCAGGCUGAUGGCUUUGGACUUGAGAUCCUCCCCAAACUAAAGGACGUCAAGAGCAGGGAUAAUCGUAUCAAUCUGGUGGAUUAUGUGGUUUUAUACUACCUACGUAACUUUGACAAGCAUGCCGGUACAGAAAAGAGUGUGUUCCCUUUGCCAGAGCCUCAGGAUUUCUUCCAGGCUGCUCAGGUUAAGUUUGAAGACAUCACCAAGGACAUCAGGAAGCUGAAGAGAGAUCUAACUGCCUGUGAGAAGGAAGUGCAGAAGGUGUGUGCCAACUCGUCAGAGGAACACCUCCAGCCCUUCCAGGAGAAGAUGAAGGGAUUUAUCUCUGCAGCUCAAAAGGAGCAUUCAGCUGAAGAGGACCAGCUCAAUUCAGCACAGAACAGUUUCCAGGACAUGGUGAGCUACUUUGGUAUUAAGCCAAAAUCCGGGGAGAAAGAAGUGGCCCCGACGUACGUCUUUAUGCUCUGGUAUGAGUUUUGCAAUGACUUCAAGAACACCUGGAUACGACAAAGCAAGAACAUCUCCAAGGAGAGGUUGAAGGAGGCUCAAGAAAACAUCAAGAAGAUCACAGCGGAGAAGAGAGUUGAAACCAAGAAGAUCAAUGCCAACAGUCUGAAAGAGAGGCUGCGGCAGAAGGAAGCCAGCGUGCCCUUAAGCUGAAAUGACGAGUGACAAAGCAGAAGAAGAAAUGAGUGGUGGUGGUAAUAAAGUUGGACGAGAUCUCAGGUGAGAAAGUGUGCAGGCCUCAUUCUUCCUGCGUUUACCACCUGCCUCAAAAACACUGGACUGCCCUCUGUGCCCCAUACGAACUCACAACAAAACCUCACUGGACUCUUACUACUCCCACUGCUGUAUCUCUGCACCGGACACCCCCACCCAUCCCCGUCCACCCUCACGUAGAGCCUUCUCUGUAGAACUCCUGCACCAAGGAUGCAUGGCUGACACAGCCAAAGUGAUGAGAGUCUCAGAGGCUAAAGGUUGACCUCAUUCAUCCAGCUAGGCGUGACCUCUCAGUGCCCAGCUCCUGAAAGGUCUCAGUGGGUCAGUGGGAUUCACAACAGUGCCAGCUGACGCAUCCACGAGAUUCCUUCUGGAUCUACAAGAGCUUGAGAACCCAUUCCUUUCAAAUCUGCGGGCGCCACCUGAGACGGCAUGCGUAUUGAAAAUGCUCCAACAAAAUCAAAGUGUUAAGACGUUGUUGCUGUUCCCCUUGAUUUUUGCUCAGAGGAAAAUCCCUGUUGACAAAACAGAUCUUUCUCUCGGGGCAGUAGGAAAGCAGCUCACAGUGUCCUCUGCUGUAGUGAAUAGCUGUUCAUUCACCAUGGCCCAUUAAAAGUCUUGUAAAUAUGUCAUGUUGUAGAAUCGUCAGGGACCGUGCGGGUUUUAGGAGUAUGAUAAAUGAUCUGCGCUGGGUUUCAAGUGCAGAUGAAGACAUGUUGUGUAUUAACGAGUGUGUGUGUGUGUGUGUGUGUGUGAGUGAGUCAGUGCGUGUGUGUGUGUGUGUGUUAGUGUGUGUGUGGGUGCGUGCGUGCGUGCGUGCGUGCGUACAUAAUCGGUAUGUGGAGUUUUCACUGUAAUGCGUGUUUUCACUGAACCAGACUGACGGCCAGAGAAGAGCAGAACCUGGCAGCGAGUCUGGCCCCUAGCCUCAGACCCCUUCUCACACACUCACACACACACACACACACACACCAUUAGAAGGACACAACCAGUUUUGGCCAUGCACCCGCUCACCCGAGAAUUGAAAUGUACUUAGUGCAAAAUUGUUAAUCCCUCAUUGAGUGCUGUAUGUCCGGCACCGGUUUAAGCACUUUCCUGCUUGCAGUAGUUGUAUGUUGUAGCUCGCCAUCGGCCGCACUCCCAUGUUAUCGGCAUUUCUUCUGAUGUCUUGCACUUUUUUCGCACCUCUUUUCCUAUGCAAGGGUAUCGUUUCCUUGUUACAACUUUCGUGAAUCGUAUUGCCUCAUGAUGAAAUCCCUUUAGAUUUUUUUUUUUUUUCAUUUCUAAUAAAGUGUAUGAAGCUCAACGUUUUAUUUUCACAAAUGUAAGAUGUAACCACGCUCCUGUAUCAUUCAAGAAAAAGUAUAUUUAUGUAAGGAAAGAUGUAUUUAUCAGCUUUGUUCCCUUUGAGGCUGUAUUUUCUUCAGUUGUGAUUGAAUCGACCAAGAAGCUUCCUGAUUCGUCAGUUAGAUGAAAGAUAUAUUUUCACAUGGAUGUUACUUGUAUGUCGGAGAGAUGAGGGUUGUACUUUGGGUAAUGAGAAUAUUUAAGCAUAUCACCUGAAGCCAUGCGAGUUGCUAUACCUCAGAUAGACUUCCAUUAUCAGAGUAACAUUAAAUCUGCACCUUGAAUUACUUUUUCUACCCUCCAAAGUCUUUCACGUGUGCCGUUUAUUUUGUAUAAAAAUGAGAUAUUAUAUAGUUUUAAACUGCUGUUUUACUUCAGAGGGUUUGAGAAACAAAAAACUGAGCUGAUACUGACCAAGGAAUUGUUGUAGCCUCUACUGUAUGUAUGUGUGUCAGUUCGUGUUACCCUCAGUAGCUCUCAUAUAGGUGCUCUGUAAUUUUAUGGAAUUGUUUUAAAUUUCAAGAAUAAACAACUGGAUGC
This is a messenger RNA of Xiphias gladius (swordfish), 6250 nucleotides long. RefSeq names its product formin-like. The transcript is spliced from 17 exons. Lineage: Eukaryota; Metazoa; Chordata; Actinopteri; Istiophoriformes; Xiphiidae. The record is from RefSeq and is a predicted model, not a curated record. Gene Ontology annotation, molecular function: microtubule binding. Gene Ontology annotation, biological process: actin nucleation. The coding region runs from base 305 to 4303 and encodes 1332 amino acids. Gene Ontology annotation, cellular component: actin filament; endoplasmic reticulum membrane; cytoplasm.